UGUUCUCUGCUCUUGACGCCAUCAUCUUUUGUUUACACGCCGGGCGGAGCUGCCUCCUCCUCCUUCUCCUCCGUCUCCAGGAACACAGACUGUUUGAAAACCGCAAACACGGGAGUUCACCUCAGUGUCUGAUUCCGAUAGCGAGGAAACAUGUCGGCGAAUGGAGCAGGACGAGCGGGACAAGACUCCACGGACGCGAAGACAAGCGACGGGCAGAGGUCAGAGGCGUCUUCGUCGGCUCCGGAGGAAGUGGACGCCAAGGCCCAACCCCACAGCUUCAGAUACAGCCUCGAUUUCCCCAGCAUCGGCCAGUGCAUCAUCAUCAACAACAAGAACUUCGAUAGGGGAACAGGCAUGAAUCAGCGGAAUGGGACAGACGUAGAUGCAGCCAACGCGAUGAAAGCCUUUGCCAAGUUGGGAUAUAAAGCGAAGGUUUACAACGACCAGACAGUCGAGCAGCUGAAGCAGGUUUUACUUGCUGUAUCAAAGGAAGAUCACAGCUCCUCGGCCUCGCUCGUGUGUGUCCUGCUGAGUCACGGAGACGAGGGCGUGUUCUUCGGUACCGACGGCUCAGUGGAGCUCAAGUACCUCACGUCGCUUUUCCGAGGCGACCGCGUCAAAUCGCUGGUGGGAAAACCCAAACUCUUCUUCAUACAGGCUUGCAGAGGCACUGAUCUGGAUGGAGGGAUUGAAACAGACAGUGUAGACGAUGGUGUGAUCAAGAUCCCCGUGGAAGCUGACUUCCUCUACGCCUUCUCCACAGCCCCAGGCUACUACUCGUGGAGGAACACCACGACCGGCUCCUGGUUCAUGCAGUCGCUGUGCGAAAUGAUCAGCAAGUACGGAAAGGAGUUGGAGCUCCAGCACAUCAUGACACGAGUGAACCACAAGGUGGCAGUAGAGUUUGAGUCCGUCUCCAAUUCACCAGGUUUUAAUGCAAAGAAACAGAUCCCGUGCAUCAUGUCAAUGCUGACGAAAGAGAUGUAUUUUUCCCGCUGAUGUCGUCUCCUCACCACAGAGCUUCAUCGGGCUUCAGGGUUGUGCUUGUGAAGUUUACACAUUCUGACUGAAAAUCUCUUGAAACCUCCGUUUACAUAAAUCUGUCAGAGCAGAAGUGAUGCUAAAUUGCUUUUACUCAACAAACUUGGGAUUACAAGGUUCUUACUGCACUUUUCUAAAAACACAGAAUUUGAAAGUUUUUCUCAGCAGCACGGUUUUUUUUUUUUACACAUUUAAGCUUGAAAUAUCAUUUUUAAAACAAUAAUGUAAUAAAAACAUUUGAAUUCCUUUUAAAAAUCGUGAAAAUUUGCAGGUAAUAAGACAAUUGGCCGUGUAAUUCCCAGUUUGUUACCAGUAGAUGCCUCUUUGCUGUUUACACUGUACAACAUUUCAGGGAAUUAAUAUCUGGAGCCAGUUUGAUAGGAAGUUUGACUUUUUAUAUCUGUUUAAUCAUGAACGUACAUUAGGUCAGUCAUUUGGGGUCAUUUCUGUGGAAUCUCAUUUUCUUUCCAAGUUUAUAUCUUUGCGGUGUCUUCUACAUGAAUGGCUCCUCUUUUUCAUACUGAGAUAUUUGUAUUCCUCCAGUUUUACAUCCAUUAGAGUUUUCCGGACAUUUACUGCUGUAUCGCAGGAACAUUUCUGGAAAAUGUCUGGAGCAACUGACACGGACAUUUGCAUUCUCACAUUACAGCCUCGCAAAGAAAACUUUUCAGGUCAUGUCUGGCUGUGUGGAGCCUGAACGAAGGCAUCACUUGCACUCCAUAGGUACAUUAAAUGAUAAAGUUGUGUGGCACAUUCAGGAGCACCCAGUAAGCUAUCACAUGUGUGUGUGUGUUAUUUUUUUUUUAGUGUUAAGGCUUAAGAUUGCAAUUCUUAAUAUUAUUCAUUAUCUAUUUUCUGAAACAUGGAUUUCUUUGAACAGUUGCCUGUGAUUGUCCUUUCAUAUGGGGACACAAGCUUCUUCGUAGCAAACAUGAGUAAAGCCAGUCGACCUCCCAGAUGCUGUUAUAUGAUGAGUAAUUGAUACUUAUUUCAUUACUUAGUCAGGUGCGUUUUAUUUAUUUCUUGUGGGGGGUUUUUUUUAUACUUUAUGGCAAAUUGGAUACUUUCUGACUUCUUCAAAAUAAUUUCCAGUGGACUGUUGUAAAACUGAGUCAAACUUUUAUAUGUAACCAUCAGGAUUGAGUGACUGUAUAACUGGGCACAAUUUGAUCUAAGUUGUCAUCGAGGUCCUGCUCAUUUUUUUAAACUGAAAUCACAGUUUUUAAUGCAGCAAACAAUCAGGAAAACUCUUGUGCAUUUAAAUAAUAUUCCAGUGCUAUUAGACAAUCCAAUCCUUUGAAUUUACUUUAGUUUGCAAUGAAUCUCACUCUUCUUCUUUUUAUGUAAUAUCACUGCUGUGUGGUUGGUGUUUUGUUUUUCCUGAAGAAUAAAGACCACUUUUCAUCGA
Molecule: messenger RNA, 2449 nt
Organism: Hippoglossus stenolepis (Pacific halibut)
Lineage: Eukaryota; Metazoa; Chordata; Actinopteri; Pleuronectiformes; Pleuronectidae
Gene: casp3a
Product: caspase 3, apoptosis-related cysteine peptidase a
Exons: 6
Coding region: 151-999 (282 amino acids)
Biological process (GO): proteolysis; neuron differentiation; keratinocyte differentiation
Cellular component (GO): cytoplasm
Source: RefSeq, a predicted model, not a curated record